AUGGGAAACGAACAUAAUUGUCCACACUGUGAUGCACAAUUCAAGCAUCCUUCGACCCUUAAACGACACUUGGAAAAACAUUUGUUCACCGGCGACUGGUUGUGCGUCUUGUGCAGUACUUUCUGCAACCGAUUGACUGUUUUGGAUUUUCAUUGGCAAAACUCUUGUCCAGAAAUAAAAGCAAUUUUUUGUGAAGAUGACAGAAAGGCUAUGUCGUCAGAAGAUCUCCGAGAAGCCGCUUUCCGAUUAACUCUUGAUCGUUAUACCUUAUGGAAUAAUGGCGAAGAAGAAGGAAGUUGUCGUACCACAUAUCACGACGACAAGUCAAUACUCUCCUUAUGUAUCUACUGUAAUUUGUAUCUUCCAAGUGGAACAAUGAACACGCACUAUGGUGUGCACACAAAUCAGAACAGUCCAGGGAAAUGUUGUAGCGAAUCAGCAGUUUCGUAUAUAUGUGAUCUUUGCGGAUACGGUUUUCGAUUUCUAAAAACAUUAUAUAAACACUGGAGACACCAUUGUCCAGAAUUGCUAACACAUUUUCCUCCUCUCGGAAUGGAUAUCGAUAAUCGACGGCUAAGGAAAAUGGUGGCAAGUUUGGUGAGACAAGCAGAAGUAGUAGUUCCCUAUGAAGUGAUGAAAAUGAACAGAGACGAUGAAACUGAAAAAGAAUUUGAAUUGGACGAUGAUGAAGACGAAGAUGAAGAGGCAAGACUUUCGUACAUGUCACGAAUUACUCCACCCUUUGAUCGCGAUCGGUAUUUCUGGAACAUUGGAAAUCACCAAGAACAUCAUUCCUGUCUUCACUGUCAUCGAAAAUUUCAUUCACUGGGAAGACUGGAACGACACAAUGAAAUAUUCCACCAAAGCAAAAAACGACCGGCCACUUGUGAGCUUUGUCAAACCACUUUCACAAGUAAUCGAAUUCUUUAUCAUCACCUUCGAAAUGCUUGCAAAGUGAUGCGAAUCGAAGUACCAGACAAUGAGAUCCGCAAGAAAAUGGGUGUCGAAGAACUUAUGAAAACUGUUAUGAAAGCAUCAGAAUGGUGGAAAGAGUUGCUAGAAAAGAAAAAGGCUUCGAAUAUCAAGUUUAUACAAGAAUUCAUAGAAGAUAUUGAUAAGAAAAGAAGACAGUGCGCUGAAAAAGUAACUUCAACUCCAAUUCUGCAUGUUCCCAUGCCUCAAUCGAGCUUUGCGAUGGAACAACCGACUGGAAGCAGUGUUUGUAUCAGUUGUAAAAUUGUAUUCAAGUCUCCUCGGUUUCUAUAUCAGCAUCAACAAAUGGUUCAUGGAAAUCAACAUCCUCGAACUCAACUGACCAUCACUGCCAGCUCUCUCCUGCCUUACUUCAAACUUCAAGAGGCGCUUUUCUACGAUUCCGAAGGAAAUGAAUAUCGAAUGGGAAAGUUCCUUGAAAAAGGCAAAGAUCUCGCGAAGCAUCUAAAGGAUAGGAUCAUUUGUCCCGGAACAAAAAUCUUCACUGUAGAGGAAAACGACUGUUUUGUAAUGGAAUUGUUGGGUGGCGAUGGUCAAUACAUUUCACUGAAUCACGAAGAGUUGCCAGAUGUUUGUGAAAUUGAUGGAACGGUUAAAAAGCUGUUCAGUCAAAAUCCGAAAGAAUUUGACGAUUUUCCGAUGCUAGAGAAAUUUCUACUGGGAUUUCUAUUCCAAAAUGUGAAAACUGCACGCAUAUUGCUGACAGUUAUGGAUCAAGGAAGAUCACACGCGACGUCAUUCAAUGCAUUUAUGCAUCGACUUCAGCAGGACAAUCAUACAACUGCAUUGGAAUUUGCGAAAUUUCAUCCAGAUAUUGAUUUUGGAAUGGAGGAGAAAUUCAUUGAUAUGGACGGUUUUCAGAAUCCAUUUUCUUCUCCAGAUUUUGAUAAAAUCGCAUUCGAAGAAGACUACAGCUUCAUUCAUCAGGCCGUCGCUUAUGGAUUUGGUUCGGAAACUUGCAACAAUAUUCUGAAUCACAAAAGAGAAAAAUUCUUCGAUAUAGUAUCCGAAGACUGGGAUCUCUAUUUAUCAGACUCUCUAUUCGCUGUUUGUGGUUACGGAAUGGCUGAAAUCAGUGGAAAACCACAUGUAAUGAUGCAUUCAACUGAUCUGGAAUCAGCACAGGGCUCAUUCAAAGGAUUCUCAAGAAACUACGCAACAUUUGUUCCAAGUAAUCUUCCGUUCACAAUGCUCGAUUUCUCUGUCUCAAAGUAUUCUCAUCGAGUAUGGGCUGCCUAUGAUUGGUUCGGCAGUUAUAUUUUCACUGCGAUUGUGGGGAAUUUCGCUCAAAAAUGGGCUCUUCGAAGCAUUAUUCCGGUUCCAUAUUUCUCGUUUUCCGAGUAUAACAGAAAGAGCUCAUUCACCUUUACCGAUAUGCCCGAUUCGUUGUUCCCACCGGCUUCUAGAACAAACGACUUUUUCUCUUUCGGCGCAUAUUGUAAAUCGAGCUCGAAGCCUCUGGAUUCUGAAUUCUUGUCAUUUAUCGAUGACCCGAAAUCUAAGGGAACUAUUAUUAUUGCGUUUGGAACCUUCAUUGAUUGGAGAAAAGCCCCGGAUCAUUAUUAUGAAACAUUUUCGACAGUAAUCAAUCAGUUAACCGAUUAUCGAGUUAUUUGGAGCAUGAAAGGAGACCGUCCACUUGGUUUGGGAAAUCAUGUUAAAACAUCUGGAUGGGUGCCGCAAAACCAAAUUCUUCAUCACAAUAAAACAGUUUUAUUUUUGAGCCACGGAGGACUGAAAAGCACCAAGGAAGCAAUUUGUUCUGCAACUCCAACGAUAUUUGUGCCAAUGUUUGGAGAACAAACCAGAAAUUCUUGGCUUAUCAAGGAAAAGGGUUUCGGAAGAAUAAUGAACAAGUUCCAAAUCAAUGUAAGAGAACUUGAAACUCAUAUGAAAGAAGUUUUGGAUCACCCAAGCUAUCAACAAAACGCCAACAAAUUUUUAACUCACUACAUGGAUCAACCAAUUCCCACUCUUGAUGAAGGAGCUUUUCGAUUUAAUAAACUACUCAAAUAUUAUGGAAAGAUGCCUGCAUAUUUUUAUCCAAAGUCUCUUGAUCUCUCUUAUAUCACUGCUCUUAAUUUAGACUUACACAUCUAUAAUCAUUUCGAAGAUAUCAACCGUCGUCGAUCGGAACUCCACCGUUUGAUUCACUGGCUGGAAAAUCAAAAGUCAAUUACCGAUGCUGUGCGUACAGGAUUGGAUAGGUUGUUGAGAAGAGAGAUUGCACCCAGAGAUGUUAACAAGUACCUGAAUGGUUUCUUCUCUUUUUCUUACGAAAACUCUCGAACUCUUUACAUUGAAAUCACCGCGAGACCAUCAGAUCUCGAUGAUCUUUCUCGGCCAAAUGGUUUUUCGCUGUUAAACGAACGAUUGCAAGAGCUAAGAAACGCGUUUUAUGAAGAAGAAUCAUUUGACAAUCGAGAACAAAAUCAUAGAGACCCCAGCCCAGAACUGUCAGAACCAACCCCAAGUCACGCGGAACAAAUGGCCAUUUUACUCAACAAUGCAGCAGUUAAUGUAGGACCUGCUCGAGUAAUCAGACCGGAUUCGAAUAGAUUAUCUAGACGCGAUUUGGACAGGAAUGCCGCCUCGGAAACCAGACCAAAACCGACUUCUUCUUCUGGACCAGCCCAACCGCCAACCAGAAAAAUGGACACCAGAAGAAGGGAGCCGUCAACGACAACUUUUCAUCAACUGCCGAGAGUCCCCCAAUCCGAAAAUUCGAAGGAACUGUGUGAAAAGAAGUUUAAUGCUACAUUAUGCUCCAAUAACACUAGUGAGAAAGUUUCACACGAACAAACAUCUCUGUCUAACACGUCUUUCGAAGCAGCAGGACCUACUGUUCCGAUUACUCCCGUGCAUCUGCCACCUUCGUUGUCAAAACGGUCUACAGAAACGAUAGUAGCUGCUCUUGCAAAAUCGUCAAUGUCUGAAUUAUCAGUUCACGAAACUUCAAUCUGUUCGAAUGAUAAGCUCUCUACAGUAUCAAAAACUGAUGUUCAGAUUACUAGAGUGAAAUUAUCAGCUGCAUCCCAACCAGUAAUGCAUUCUCCUCUUAACGUCUCCACAAGCCUCGCACAAUUUUCCGCUGAACCGAUUCGAAAACAGCCAGAGAAGAAAGGAUUUUUAGAAACUCUGUCGAUGUCUCCUCAGAAACAAGCUUUAUCAAGUGCGGUUAGUGGUGGGAUGCCCUUUCACAGUUUCCGACCUUAUCCUGAUCAACAAGCGAAAGUCACGGAUGAAUUCAAAUCCAGCACGUUCUAUUCAUCUUCAUUGCAUACGCCAACAAUUGCUACGUCAGGACGCCAGUCAUGUUUUGUUUCUACUGAAAAGAUAAUACUCACUGGUCAAGUAGCAACAUCAAUGAUUUCGAUUGAACCGUUAGAUUGGAUCCCCGAGGUCAAAAAACGGAAGCCUGCUUUGUUGCCUAAAUCAAUCGGACCACUAGUUUUUCAACUUAACGAGACUGGAGAAAUUGUUCCGGCGACGGCUCCAAAUGCCCUGACAGAAGACCUAUCUUUCAACCAUUUCAGCUCCGAAAAGUUGCCAUCACAAUCCCCAGGCUGCAAGAAGAAGAAACCGAACGGAAUAUGCGGACGGUGUGGGGGAACAAUAUACAGUAGUCACAAAAUCCGUCAAUGCAGGUGUUGUAAGAUGCAAUAUCACCUGAAGUGUUGGACCGAAUUCGCCCAAUGGUCACCGUACUGCGUAGGCUGCCAGAAAUCAGUCUUCUAA
This is a messenger RNA of Caenorhabditis remanei, 4731 nucleotides long. RefSeq lists its product as uncharacterized. The transcript has 16 exons. Lineage: Eukaryota; Metazoa; Nematoda; Chromadorea; Rhabditida; Rhabditidae. The record is from RefSeq and is a predicted model, not a curated record. Bases 1 to 4731 code for a protein of 1576 amino acids. Gene Ontology annotation, molecular function: UDP-glycosyltransferase activity.